Messenger RNA from Protobothrops mucrosquamatus (brown spotted pit viper), 2290 nucleotides. It is a transcript of the gene DPP3, whose product is annotated as dipeptidyl peptidase 3. Gene Ontology annotation, cellular component: cytoplasm. The record is from RefSeq and is a predicted model, not a curated record. The transcript has 19 exons. Lineage: Eukaryota; Metazoa; Chordata; Lepidosauria; Squamata; Viperidae. Gene Ontology annotation, biological process: proteolysis. Gene Ontology annotation, molecular function: metalloexopeptidase activity; dipeptidyl-peptidase activity. Bases 96 to 2276 code for a protein of 726 amino acids.
GGGCGGUCACGUGGGCGCGGAGGGCUGAUUUAGAGCAACAGAUUUUAUGUCUGGCGGUUGCUGCUUGAAUUCAGGAAGAAUCUGAGGUUGACGCCAUGGUGGACUCCCACUACGUUUUGCCCAACGACAUUGGGAUCGCGACCUUGGAUUGCGCCGAAGCUUUUGAGCUGUUGUCGCCGGAAGAGAAACACUAUGCUCAUUACUUGUCACGCGCUUGCUGGUAUGGGGGGCUCGUGGUCCUCUUGCAAACGUCCCCGGAGUCUCCUACCAUUUACGUCCUCCUCUCCCGCAUCUUCCGAACCCAGGACCCAAGUCAGUUGCAAGAGGUGGCCCGUUCGCUCGGCAUCACAGACGACGAAUAUCAGGCCUUUCUGGUUUACACAGCAGCCAUUUAUGCCAAUAUGGGCAACUACAAGUCCUUCGGUGACACCAAAUUUGUUCCCAGCCUUCCCAAGGAAAAACUGAAGCAGCUGGUGUGGGCGAGCCAGGCGUUUUUGCAAAACCCGGAAGAGAUGGAAGCUUUGUGGGAGACCUGUGGGAAAUUGAUGUACUCCCUGGAGCCCCUCCAGAGGCAUUUGGGGCUGAGUGGCGAGGGAAUUUCCACCUACUUCUCUGCAAAUUGCUCCAUGGAAGAUGCGAAGCUGGCUCAGAAAUUCCUGGAUUCUCAGAAUAUCAGUGCAUACAACACCCGUCUUUUUAAGACGGAGACCGGAGGGAAAACCAGCUACGAAGUCCGUCUGGCGUCGGUCCUUCUGGAUGAACCCCAACUUGAUGAGACAACGGUCAAAACGAAGCAUUUCCAAUUUGAGGGCUGCACGUUUACCGUCACGCGCGGCGAUUACAGCCCGAUUCUGCAGAGGGUGGUGGAGAAUUUGCAGAAAGCGCAGCAACAUACCACCAGCCCCGUUCAGACCGAGAUGUUGGAACAUUACAUAACCAGCUUCAGGCAGGGCUCCAUCCCGGCUCACAAAGAGGGCUCUCGUUGCUGGAUUCGUGACAAAAGUCCCAUCGUGGAAAGCUACAUUGGUUUCAUCGAGAGCUAUCGAGAUCCGUACGGUUCCCGGGGAGAGUUUGAAGGUUUUGUGGCUGUGGUGAACAAAGCCAUGAGUGCGAAGUUCGCAAAGCUAGUGGCCCAGGCUGAAAACCUCCUGGAAGAACUGCCUUGGCCCCGGGCCUUCGAGAAAGACCACUUCCUGAAGCCGGAUUUCACCUCCCUCGACGUGCUGACAUUUGCCGGAAGUGGCAUUCCUGCGGGCAUCAACAUCCCAAACUAUGACGACAUCCGCCAGACGGAGGGAUUCAAGAACGUCUCACUGGGGAACGUGCUGGCGGUCGCUUACACCACCCAAAAGGAGAAACUGACUUUCCUGGCAGAGAAGGACAAAGAUCUCUACAUUCAGUGGAAAGGACCGUCUUUCGAAGUCCAAGUUGGCCUCCACGAGCUUCUCGGGCACGGCAGCGGGAAGCUGUUCGUCCAGGAUGAUUCCGGAGCUUUUAAUUUCGACAAGGCUGCGGUGACCAACCCGGAGACGGGAGAAUUGAUUCGGAGUUGGUACCAAAGAGGCGAGACCUGGGACAGCAAAUUCUCAAGUGUGGCCUCAAGCUACGAAGAGUGUCGGGCAGAAUGUGUGGGUCUGUACCUCUGCUUGAACAAAGAGGUGCUCCGCAUCUUUGAACUGAAAGGAGAAGAUGCUGAAAAUGUGAUCUAUAUUAACUGGCUAAAUAUGGUCCGGGCGGGGCUCCUGGCUCUGGAAUUCUACACCCCCGAAUCCGGGACAUGGCGGCAGGCUCACAUGCAGGCCCGUUUUGUGAUCUUAAGAGUGCUGCUGGAGGCUGGCCAGGGACUGGUGUCCCUGCACCACACCACAGGGACAGACGGCAAGCCGGACGCCGUUGUCUCGCUGGACCGCACCAAAAUCACCAGCGUGGGAAAACCAGCCCUGCAGUGUUUUCUCCGGAAGCUGCAAGUGCUGAAAUCCACCGCCGACGUGGAAGGGGGCCGGAAGCUUUAUGAAGCCUACUCAGCCGUGACAGACGACAAGCCCGAACGCUUUCUAAGCCUACGUGAGACGGUGCUUUUGCGUAAGGAAGCACGCAAGCUCUUCGUGCAAGCCAACACCGGGCUGGAGGAAGGCAAAGUCCGACUGACCCAGUACGAAGGCAGCGCCGCAGGGCUGAUCCGUUCCUUUGCCGACCGCUUCUCCAAAGACGCCGAGAUCCUCGAAGGGGAAUUGCUGCAGCUGAUUCACGCGGAUGCUCGUUUUUGGAAAAAUUAAGGCCACAGGGCGGG